AUGGCCGCAAAAGCGACGAUUAUUUGCUUCGUAAUCACAUUUUUUAUCCUAGGAGGUAUAGCAGUAUUGAUCGCUUGGUUAGCGGACAAGAUGAAAUCUCCUACAUUUUCCGUCGAUCAAGCCGCAGUCAACGACUACAAUUUCACCGCCGACAAUCGCCUCAACGCUACGUUCACGGUUGUGGUACGAUCCCACAACCGUGACUCUAAGUACAAGAUUGACUACAACGUUGUUGUGGUCUCAGUAUACCACAAUGGGUACACCCUAGCAUAUGAUACACUGGGCCCGUAUUCCCAACUUCAUGGGGAUGAUAUUUUGUUCACGGCCCAACCCAAGGCCCGAAAUGUUAUGAUUUCGGACCCGGGCUUGGCUAGGGAUAUUAGGAAUGAGACUCAAGCCGGACGAUUUGAGCUAGAGGUUCGGGUUCGGGCGGCGGUUAGAUACGAGGUUAAAAGGUGGAAGCAUAAGAAUUAUACAUUGAGGAUUAUUUGUAUUCCUGUGUUAAUUGGUUUGUCUUCUGGGAAGAGUUCUCAAAGUACAAAGUGUGAUGUAGAUCGCUAUUGA
Molecule: messenger RNA, 564 nt
Organism: Chenopodium quinoa (quinoa)
Lineage: Eukaryota; Viridiplantae; Streptophyta; Magnoliopsida; Caryophyllales; Amaranthaceae
Exons: 1
Coding region: 1-564 (187 amino acids)
Cellular component (GO): plasma membrane
Source: RefSeq, a predicted model, not a curated record